This is a messenger RNA of Equus caballus (horse), 21781 nucleotides long. It is a transcript of the gene INSYN1, whose product is annotated as inhibitory synaptic factor 1. Gene Ontology annotation, cellular component: postsynaptic density. Lineage: Eukaryota; Metazoa; Chordata; Mammalia; Perissodactyla; Equidae. The record is from RefSeq and is a predicted model, not a curated record. Gene Ontology annotation, biological process: inhibitory postsynaptic potential.
GCCUCCUCGCCUCCGCCGGCCGGGCCGCCGGGGACCCGGCCCCGCGGCCGACACCGCCCCUCCCGGGGGCCCGGGGAUCCCGGACCUCUCCGGCCGUGGACUGAGCGGCGGCGGCGUCCUCGCCCCGGCGGCCCGCGGGGCUGGGAGGAGCGGAUCCUCGCGGCCGCUCCGGACGCGGCGGGUGCCAGAGCGCGGACGUUCGGGGUCCGGGCUGAGCAGGUCCCGGGCGCCCGGCGAGGCCAGCUCACUCCGGGCGGGCAGACCCGGCGGAGCCCGCAGCCGGCCGAUCUGGACUGGACAGAGCGAGUUCCGGACGGCGCUGAGCCCGGGGACGGCCGGGCGCGGGCCGAGGGCAUCCCGGCGCCCUCCGAUCCCUCCGACUUUGGUUCACGCGCUGGGACCGGUCCGGCGUCGCCUCGGUCUCCCUGCGCCCGGGUCACCUGUGGCCUCGGAGCCCCGGGCCCCCCGGACGCUCGCUCAUUCCCCGCCCGGAGCCCGGCGGGGGUCGGGGGAGCUUUUUCCUGCCCCCUUCCGUGGAGCGCGGAGGCCCCGCCCCCUCCCACCGCCCAGAUGUCUCCGGUGGCGGCUCUGAGGACCUCCCUGAGGCCAGGGGCCGAAGGGUCCAGAGAGAGAAGCCCGCCCUAGAGAGCCUUGGGGGCCCCCCAACCUCAUCUUGGGGCUUGGCCCCCGACGCUGCUCGGAAGGAAGGCCGGUGCCCCCACCCUCGGGGGCUGCCCUCCUCCAAUCCAGCUCAGCUUGCCAGAGCUGCCCACAUCUGGAGCCCCCUCCACUUCUGGAAGACCCCAGCCACCAUCCCUCUGCAGGUGUCAGUUGCAUCCAGAGAUCUCUGCCUUUGCCACUGCCUAGGAGUUGUGAGGGGAUCACGGCUGCCUUCCCCCCAACCCAAGGGCAUCUCUUACCCUUAGUCCCUGCAGAGUCAUCCCCCUGCCUCUGUGUUCAGGCUCAGCCAGAGAUCAGCUCAGCACACCCACAGGCACUUCAAGUCCUAGAGGCCACUCCUGAGACCCAAGGCCCCUCCCCCUGCCCUCUUGUGUCCUCACCUUGACCCCCUGUGACAGGCUCUGUGUCCCUCUGGGUGUCCCGUUCUUCACCCAGAGGCAGAGGAGGUGGGGUGGCAGAGGGCAGGGACUGGGUGAGGGCCACCCAGGGCCAGGGUGGGCUGGGGGGCCGUUAAGAUGAGGAGCUCUGCCUGGCUGAGGGGGGCUCCGUGGAGGCAGACGCAGUGUGUGCCCGGCUGGGGGGAGUAUGGGCAGGCCUGCGGCCACGUGGUAAAGGAUGAACAUUCGGGGCACCCCGGACCUCGGGCAGCCCAGUGACGACCCCAGCAGUGGUGGCGAGCGGGAACGGAUUCGACAGCGCAUGAAGAUGGUCAUCGGGCAGCUCGAGGGCAUCCUGCGGGAGCUCAAGGAGGUGGCCAAGGAGCUAAGGGAGGAGGGCAAAGCACUCAGAUGUGAAGACAAGUCAUGCAAGACUGCCAGGGAACAGCACAGGAUGCUCGAGGAAGGAGCAAGGCCAGCAGAGAGGAAGGGCUUAGCUGUAACCCCCUCUGCCAUCCUCCUCCUCUGUCUGCUGCUCCCCUUCCCCAGCCCCAGACACCGCUGCUCAUGGCAGACCCUCCUCAUCCUCUUGAGCGCACAGCCUAAAAUUCACAGAAAGGUGGUGAGCCAGAUCGAUAAGCUGACCUCAGACUUCGACUUUGAACUGGAGCCGGACGACUGGACCACAGCCACUGUGAGCAGCACCUCCAGCAGCGACAAGGCGGGCGUGGGCGGCCCCUUUGACCUGGGCCACCUGGACUUCAUGACAGCCGACAUCCUCUCGGACAGCUGGGAGUUCUGCUCCUUCCUGGACGUGUCUACCCCCUCGGACUCCGUGGACGGCCCCGAGUCGGCCCGGCCAGGGGCUGGGCCCGACUACCGGCUCAUGAACGGCGGCCUGCCCAUCCCCAAUGGGCCGCGGGUGGAGACCCCGGACUCCUCCAGUGAGGAGGCCUUCAGCGCUGGCCCUGCAAAAGGCCAGCUGCCCCAGCGGACCCCGGGCACGCGGGAGAGGGUGCGGUUCAGCGACAAAGUGCUCUACCACGCUCUGUGCUGUGACGAUGAGGGGGAUGGCGAGGAGGAGGCAGCAGAGGAGGAGGCCGACCUGUCCCCGGAGCCUCCUCGUACAGAGGCCCCCGCGGGCCCCCCCAAGCCCGCCCCGGCCCCCUACAAGCCGAGGCGCUCUCCGCUGACCAGCCACCGCUCAGGCCCCACCGUUGCCCCCGAGCAGACCCGAAGGGUCACGAGGAACAGCAGCACCCAGACGGUGUCAGACAAGAGCACGCAGACGGCGCUGCCCUACACAGCCACCAGGCGGAAGGCCAGGGGGAAAAACUAGGGCGUGGUCCAGGGGGCGGGGGGCACGCAGGGCUAUAAAUACAUAUAUCUAUAUUUAACAAACACAGUCAUAAUAAAAUUUAAAAAUGCGAACGAUCUGGCCCCGCAGGCCCCAAAGCUUUCACAGAGCUCAUCUCGGGCACAGAGUGGGCACCCCCAGGUCCCAGGAGGUGCAGCCAGAACAGCCCUCCCCUCCUUCCCCGCGCAGGGCUCCUGGAGGGGGCGUCCAGAAGUGCGUGCAUUAGGUGGGGAGAUUCAUCGGCAGGAGGCAGGCUGGGGAGGAACAGCGUCCAAGGCCAGGGCUGACAGUUGGUGCGACCUGGAGACUGUAGGACUGAGGGCCAGGGGUGGCAUGGCCGCAGCUGGGCCCAGUUUCACUGCACCCCCAGGCCUUCUGCUCCAAGCAGACUUUGCCUCUCCUUCCCAAGGGCAAACUUACCUGGAUGCACACAACCCUUCCCCGCCCCCUCCAUCUCAGGGUUGGCCAGGACACAGAAGGCACAAGCUGCCCCCGUGGCUGGGCCUCCAUGCUGGGGAGCUGGGCUUCCACAGACCCUGGAGAACCAGGCUAGCGUGGGCAGGGCAGGGGUUUGUUUGGAGAGCCUGGACCACUCCCAAUCCUUUCAGCUCCCGUGCUCAGCCUUGUCCUCUAGGAAUCACUCAGGGCCCGGCCGCAGCCAGCCCCUGGCUUGGCCCAGAGCAGAUCUGAUGUCCACAUGAGAAAUCAGAUGGAAGCCCUGGGGGCUAUGAACCAGGGCCAUAGACAGGCUCUCAGACCCCCUCACCAGGCAGGCAGCCCCAGAGACGAGCCCAGUGGCCCUGCUCUGCCCCUGCUUCUCCACGCCAGAACCUAAGCUCGCCUUAGCGGGUGUUGAAUGACACGACAGAGACAAGAUGGGGGCCUAGAGGCACCAGGGCGUCAUCUGGGUCAAGGCCUACACAGGGACAGCAUCUGAACAUCCUUGGGAUUAAUAACCGCAAUCAUUGCUCACAUUUAUUGAGCAGGUCUCUAUGCCACUACUAUGCCAAGUAUGUUUUAUAGCAUUAUCGUAUUUAAUCUUCACAAUAACCUGACAAGAUAGGAACUAUUGCUAUCCCCAUUUUUCAAAUGAGAAGACUGAGGUUCAGAGAGUAACUGACCCAAAGUCACAGAGCCUGUGCCACCCUGCCCCCCAUGUGUGUGAUUUCUGGGCUAUACCCGGCUCUGCUAUCUAGCAGCUGUGUGACUUUGGGCAAGUCCAUUUGCCUCUCUGAGCCUACCUACCUCAUCUAUAAAAUGGGUCUGGUAGUCUUCACCUACCUCACCAGCUGCUGUAGGGCUUUGAUGAGAUGGGGAAUGUGAAGGCCCUCGGUAAGCACCAAGGCCCUGGACAUGCGUUAUGGCCAUAUGACCCCAACCCAGAUUCCAGUGUUUUCCGGGUAGGGAAGGAAGCCAAGCCCACUGACCAGGAGCUGUCCCUGGGUCACUCUUUCGCUUUGUCCUCCAUGGCAGCUCGAGAUUGGGAGAUGGCUGCGGCUUGAUUCACUGCCCCUCGCUUAGAGCAGCGAGGUGGCAGUGGGGGCGCAGCACAGAUGCCCCUCUCAGGGGCCUCCCUGCUGCACUUCCAAUGAAGCCCAGUUCCAGCCCACCAACACCUGUUGGCAGGCAUCUCUGCUCCUCACAUGGGCCUGGGAGGGCCUGACCAGCAGCCUGGCAGCACCCACUGCCUCUGCUGCGGGGCCAGAGGAGGUGCUGUUCAGCCGCAGCAGUGGGGAGACAGACUGUGCAGGCCGGUGUGGAGCGGAUGCCGGGAUGCUAUCAGGACGGGCUAGGCUGCGCCUAGGAUGUGUGCUCUGCAGUGUGGGGAGCUCCCCUUGGGCCUGGGCUGAGGUCAGAGCCCUAGGGAGCGAGCCAGGGUGCAGGCUCCAGGUGGAAAUCCAGUGGCGGCUGAGCCAUGGUUAGCGAUUCCCGGCCCAGGCCCCAGGGCACUCUCCGGCAGUGGGUGCUGAUCAGCUGUAGGACCCUGGCUCAGAGGAUGAGUGCCAGGGGCUCCCCUGGGAGGGGGCCAGGUGAGGUUGGCCCUAUCUGACAGUGAGGAGGGGGCGGGGCGGGGCAGUCCCUGCUCGGGUAUGGACAUACCCAGCUCUGAGGAAUGACAUCCGGUUCUACCUCCAAGACUUGCUUUUCCUGUCCAAUGGCAGGAUUGUUUUCAGACUUAGAGUCUCUCCUCUUUACAACAGUCAGGGGAAAAACUGUAGCAGAGUCCCAGAGCCAGGGAUGCCCGAAGGAGCCGUGGGUGAGGCGUGGGCCUCUCCUGGGAGCCCCACCACCCACUCUGGCUCUGAGUGUUUGCGCGUGGUCGCGGCUAGUGUCCUUUAGUUGUUCCCUGGUCUACCACCCGGCUGCCUGCCUCCAAUGGGUCAGAGGCACAUGGGUGUCAUGGAAGAGGGAGAAGAGGGUGUAGGUUCCAGAAGGCCCAAAAAGUACUUGGCUCGCCUCAUAAUUACGCCACACUCAGUCUGGGCCUCACUGACAGUGGGGUGGGAUCUCCAAGGCUUUUUUAUGACUUGAAACACGGAACGUGGCCACCUGGGGAAAAACUGUGACUGUCAGAGCUGUUGAGCCACGGAAUGCGCUGCUUCUGAGUAGUGAGCUCCGUGUCCCUGAGGCCGUAGCCGUCCCAGGGACCAUCCUGCACACCUGCCUGCUCCUCCAGGUACCGCCCCUCCCUGCUCUUCCGCACCUCUAAGCUUUUGCCCUUUUCUGGGUUUCCUCACCCAAAAUGUCCCAUGAGACCGCCCUGUUUCUAGGAAGUCUUAUUUCACUGACCACCUACUGUGUCCUCAGGCUCGUGCCGAAUGGUGCCGUGGAGGAGGCCGAGGGUGCCAGGUGCUCGUGACAGAGAGGAGUCGUGGUUGUGCUAAAGAGCUCACACUCAUCGAGAGCACACGAUGUACCGACCAUUGUUCUAAGCGUGUGAUUUAUCUCAUUUAUUCCUCACAGCAAAUAUGAGAUAAGUGCUUUUAUUUAUACCUAUUUUCAGGAUGAGGAAACUGAGGCUCUGAGAAGUUAAAUAAUUUGCCCAAGGGCACAGGAUGGGUUAUGGCACAAGGAUUCAAUCCCAAACUCCGUGACUUAGCGUUCAAACAUCUGCUGCAGUAAAAAUCCGUGGUGGGGUCAGUGCUCUGGUCUCUGGAGGUGAGGGAAGGCGGAGGGGGAGGGGGGGCGGGUCUGAAAGCCAGAGGGGCCUGCACAGGCGGAGGUGCGAGGAACAGGAAACCUGUGAAGGCAGUUCAGUAUUUGGAGAGGUUGGCUACUGUUAACAUGAAUGUCAUGGCCCUUGACACAGAGUCUGGCACCAAUGGAUUAUGGGUUCAAUAAACGUUUGUUGAUUGAAUGAAUGAGCCCCAUUUGCAGAGGGGCCCUCCAUUGUGCAUUCAUUCAAUCAGAUUUUAUUGCAGACCUCCUAUGUGCCAGGUCUCAUGUUGCUUGCACACACACAUACACACAACUCCCCUGUGAGGGUCUGGUCUGGUGUGGCUAGGGGCUGGACAAAGCCAAAACAGAGGGGUGUGGGGUUUCAGUGCUAGGAAGCCAGUCAUAGCAUUAGGUCCAGCCUGUGACCCCUGGGAAAGGAGCCAGGAACAAGAGGCAGGAGACCAGCUUAGUGAGAAGAGCCAUCCUUCUGGGGACAAGGUUCCUCAGCCUGACACCACUUUAAUGGGGCAGGCACAUUGCAGUGUUCCCAGGGUCUGAGAAUGAGGAGACAUCACUGUCUCCAUUUUAUAGACAAUGGACAGAUGAUCCGUCUACAAAAGUGGUCUGAUGGGACCAGAGGGCAGAAAGGGGGGCAAACUAUUCAGAGACCCCAGCACCAUCCGCCACCCUUAGAGACAAAGUGAGGCCAUGUCAAAGGAAGGGAAAAAGGGAGGAAGGGAAACUGGGAAUUCAAGGCGGGCCCAGCCUUCCACCUCUGCCCCUCCUGAGUUCCCUUUCUCUGUCCCAAUUCCCCUCCCCACACCCAUCUCCCAUUCUGCAGCUGAGACUGGUGUGUGAAAACUGACAAUUAUUGACCACCCUGUAUACUCCAGGCACUGUGCACUAAAUGGCAGGUUUAGUUGUGCCCAGUACGUAAGAGAUUGCUCAACAAUUAUUUAUUGAAUAAAUGGAUGAAACACAAUCUUCAUCUGAUAGGUGAAGGAGCUGAUGAGCAAACAUGGAAUUUGUUCAAAGGGGCAUAGUAAGAACUUGGUGGAGCUGGGGGUUUGACAUUGCUGUCAUUUACACUGUGUAAGAGCUACUGUUUAUGGACUUCCUAUGAUUUGAUGCAUUAGGCACUUUACAUAAACUGUCUCAUCUACUUCACAACAAACCUCCAAGUCAUAGAGAAGACUCAGCCCCAGAGAGGUGUAGCAUCCUGCCCCAAAUCACCAGCUCCUAAGUGCAGGAACAGGAUCUGAAUCUAGACUUCACCAUGCUUCCUGCACUCCUAGCUUGAGGGGACCUGGAGCCCCUGCAAGUGGAGGCACUGCCAGAACAUGGAGUUUGCUCCGUAGAACUGACCCGUACUCACCAGGCCUCAGGCUCUGCUUUCUUCAGCUCAGCCCUCUGGCCCCUGGGAGCAUUAGGCCAGACUCCUGGAACCCACCCCGGGGUCCCUGUGGGUCUGGGCACUGACCAGCCAAAAACAGCUCCAGGUCCAAAGUGUCCUUUCUCCCUUCUCGUAUCUCCGGCAGAACCUGGAAGACCAGGCUGCCCUCAGCCCGUUGAUGCCCAGCCCCUUCCGUUCUGUGCUUAAUCUGUGUUAGUUAGGGACUGGAGUAUCUAGGAAAGGCUUCUGGGAGGAGGAGGGAUUUGAAAUGGUAUUUGUUUGCAAUGAAGUAGAACUUUGACACCCGGACGUGGAAAUGAAGGGCGUUUGGGGCGAGUGGAACUUUACAAAGAUGGCUGGGGUGGCCAUAGAGUGGACAGUAGAGAAAGGCCUUGCGGAAACAGAGGGUGCACGUUAGUGCAAGAUAGGAAAGAUGAGAGCGACUGCAACCGGGGCCAAGAGAGUCCGCUAGCUCCCUCAGAGCCACUGCAGCCUCUUGACUGAGGGAGAAGGAAUUGGGUUUCCUGUCUAGUCUAAGACAGGAAAAUCUAGGGGAACAGAUUUAAGACAGCUCAGCAGUGACUAUCGUGAUACGGACCCACUGUAAUGAAUAGAUAAGAAUAGCACAUUGGUAAGUAAAAGAGAUAUGCUAAAGAGCCCUUGAAUGUCGAUGUGUGUUACAAGUAGUUAAACAUCCCUCCUGCAGGACGCAUCCUCACCAAACCUUUCUCCUCCCUCCCCAACAGGGGUUGGGAUGCUGGGGGCGCAUCAUCCAAUUCCAGGUGAGCUAGCUGAGAUCCUGAUGAGACCUGACUCUGCCUACCUGUCUGCCCUGAACCCCGAAUACAGAGGGGAGCCCAGCAGCCGUCACCACCCACCUCUCCACUUUACCUGUCCCCAGCCGUGCCUGUCAAGGAGACCGAGGUGGGUGACCUCAGGCUGAUGCUGUCCACACCCAGGCACUGUGCCUGAUUAGACCUGACUCCCUGCCAGGAACAGUCAAGCUCACGCACCUGCCUGCGGCUCUCAGUUCCCUGAGCAGGCUGCUCCCUCUCCUCUCCCUGCUGGGACACGCAGAGGGCAAGAGCUUCCUGCUGGGGCGACGAUAGGUAGGGUGGACCCAGCAGGGCUCCUCUCUGCUGCCAUCUUAGAAGCACCACAGAAACCCGGUCUCCAGGCACCAGCUCACCCGCCCUUCACUCUACCCCACCCGUCCUCCAGCCCCAGGAACACAGGACAAGGUGGGGUCGCUACCAGGCACAGCCUGUGGAGGAGCUGUGGAGAGAGGCUGAGGCCCUGAUUUUUGUGGGGUCUCCUUGUGGCCAGUGGUAGAGCCUUCCCAGGAGACCUCCGUGAGGAAGGAGAAUUUUCCCUGAGCCGAGCAGUAGACUAAGUGUGGGAGGCUUCCCAAAGGAGGUAGGGAUGGCUGAGUCCACCUUGGUGAGGUGGGGAAGGAAAGGUCAUUGGUGACCCAGGAGUGUGGGGGGAAGGGCAGGUCAGGGAAGCCCCGGGGGCCCUGAGAACUUCUCUAGCCCAUUCCCACCCCCUUAAGUCAAGCUGACCCUACUCGCCCUCCAAUUCCCCGGGCAUUUCUCUUCCUCUCAUCCAGAGGUUGCAAAUUGGUGGCCUGCACACCUGUUUUGCCUCCCACAUAUAAUUUUAUUUGGUUUUAAAGAGGACUGUACAUAAAAUUACAGACUUCAAGUCUUGGGAAAAAUCACCUCAAAUUUGCUCUAAAAAAUAUAAGUCUUUAAAAAACGAUAGAUCUGAUAAUACGGGGCUGGUAUUCCACAUGGAAACAGUUAGCGCGAGCUGAGCAGCAGGGCCGCUCCAGGUGGUGUGGGCACUCACCAGGCCCCCAGACUCCACUCCUCCCACCCUACCCGGUGGCCUGCCUUCAUUUACAGUGGCUUCCCCGGGCCUACGAGUCUGAGUCCUCUGCUGAUCCGACCUACCGCCAGUUCUUCUGUCAUCCUGCCAUUCCUUUUCUUCUGCCCCUGCCUGUCUUAAACACACCUUCCAUCAAGCCUCAUUAUUACCCUGAGGUUUCUUUUUCCCACACAGCUGUCUCCUCUAGCAGAUGGCAAGCCCCUUGAGGGCAGGAAUAAUUAAUGUGCUCCCAGGAACUGGCACAGCUUGGCACACAGGAGAUCCUCAGGGAAUGUAUGUUGAAUGAAUAUGCUGCUCGCCCCUGCCCAGGCCCUCAAUAGCCCUCCUUUGCCCUCAGGACUUGAACCCCCUCCAGAUCCAGAGUGGGGCCCAUGACUCCCAAAGUCUUCCCAGAGGGAGGGCAUGUCCUUCUGGGUCUGGGGAGCGAAGGGACAAGAAGUGCACUUUGCUGGACUCUUUGAGGUGGCCGACCACUGGAAGUACCGAGGCACUUACCCAGUUUUGCUUUGAUUUGUUUCCUAAUUCAGAGGCAGGGUUGCAGGGCUGAGGGAUGAUUUCACACUUUUUAAUAAAGGAAUCUUCAAACCAAAUAGCCCUUGUAGCUGUUCCCUCAACCCUGGAGCAGCAGCCACAGAGAUAACUCAUUCACUAAGUAAUUGCCGCCGUCCAAGUGUUGGAUGGGACGUUGUGAGAUGUCAGAGAAGUGACUUUUUGCUUAAUCAAAUGCCUUUGCCCCAUAAGGUUUGUUCGUUCUGAAGGCUCAGUGAAGCUUCAGACAAGCAAAGUCUGGUUAAAUAUAUCAGCAUCCUCAUCCCCUGCUCCCCGACUCUGGUGGCCUUGGGAGGCUGCCUCAAAGCCCCUCCAGACACUCGCCUGGCAAGCCAAGGAUCUUAGCACCCUCUGCCCCUGCCCCAGCCCUAUGAGAACUUCCUUCACUGGGGGGUGUUGAGGGCACUGCCAGGGACCACUGCAUAUCUCCAGGGACACCAUUCACAUUAUAUCCCAUGUGAAUGGCCCCCUCAGCACAGCUCACAAUAGUACACCACAGGCAUGAUGCCCCUGGAAUCGUGCAACACAGUAUUCAGGCACCUGCACUGGACCACAAGGAUGUAUGGCCCAGACUCUGAGCUGAGACCGCCAGGGCUGUCUAGACCCCAGAUUCAGAGGCUCUUCAUACCUCAUGCUUCUGAGCUCCAGCUGCCCCCGGGGCACCCUCACCUCACCCACUGUUGUCCAGAGAGUUUCCAAAACGGAAUAGAGCAGAGAGCAAGGGGUGGCUAGUGACAAGUCCCUGCCCAGGCCCCAGACUGGUCCCAAAAGGACCAUAAUUCCUACCCCAAUGCGCUCCAACCCCUGGUAGAGACCCCACCCCAAAACUUUAGGUGGCAGAGAACAGGAUCUGUGGCACCCCAGGACCAGCAGAGUACCAUCCAGGUCUUGAGGCUCAAGACUGCUGACACCCAUGGCCGGAUUCCGAAGCUGCCCACACCUUGGACCAAACUGUGGGCAAGGCCGGCCUGGAGGAGGCUGUCCUACAAGUGACGCAGGGUGAGGUCACAGGCUUUGGAGCCAGAGAGACCUGGGUCUGAACUGAGGCUCCAUCUCCUACUAGUGUUGUGACUUUGCACAAGUUACUUAAUUUCUUGGAGCUUCUCGUUCUCAAGGAUGAUAAGACUCCCCAACAGCUCUGCUGUGACGACUCGAUGACAAAAUACAUGUAAAGCCCCUGUGCAGGGCCUGGCAGAAUGUGCACCAUCGAUGUAUGCUUCCUCCUUCUCGAGGGCCCUCUGACUGUCUGUCACACUGGCCCUAGGAAAUGUCCUAAGCUCAGCAGUAAGGUCCCAGCAGAACAUUCCUGCGGCAGUUCCCAGCAUCCAGAGAGGGACAGUACCUGCCCCUUAUGUCAUCACAGAGGCAGUGCAGGAAGGUGGGGCCGGAGGAGAGCAUCCCCAGACAGCCAGGAGACCUUCGGCUUUGCUGGAAGUGGGCCCACCAGAGCCAGCGGUGUCUUGGGGAUUUUAACAAGCUGUCCGUUAGGAAAGUUUUAUCUCCCCUACCCAGUAGAGACCACACCUCAUAGCAGGCAGAAACCUCCCUUGUCCCCUGGAGACUUUAGGGACAAGACAGAGCCCUGCUAGAUUGGAAUCAAAACAGGAAAUCUGCAUUGUUGGUUGGGUGGAGGAGGCAUGGCCCACGUGGUCCCUGGAGCCAGAAGGGAAAGGUGGGAGAGGAGCGUCCAGCACAAGGCGGAGAUUUACCUCAUCUCUGACUACCUUGGGCCACCCCUGUGUUGUGAGUACCUUGUACCCACCUGACAAAACAAAUGGAUUGUUUUCCCAGGGUCCGGCUCUGCCUGCUGCCCCACUGACUUGUAGCCUCCUGCUGCGUCCAUCCAGCAUUGUCUGUGCCCUGCCAGUUGAGGCCAGUGAGGGAUGGUUCGCCUUGCCCUGCUUACCAGGUCUCCUCAGCUCUCUUUGCACUCAGUAGGACCUGCCUGCAUGUGGCUGCAUGUGGAGGGCCUAGGGUCUGAUCUUGCUCCUGGAGGCUCAGCAGAGCACACCUAGCUCCGGGUUAUCACUAUGUGCUCCCCUGCCCUCUUCUGGUUAUGAGGAGCUCCAGGUUUAUAGAGAUCCCCCUUCAUUAUGGAAAAGGGAGCUUCAUGUUCUAGGAACUCAGCUUCCUCUCUGCCCCCACCUCCUCCUCCUCCUCUUCCUCCUUAAUUCAUCAGGGACAAAACAAGCCUUGUCCAGUCAUCCUUCACAAGGAAGCUGACACUUCUCUGCCUUUUUAAUAUGUGAACUCUGGGCUGCAGUCAUAGCAAUAGAGAACAGCUGUAUUGAGUGAAUCACUCUUUCACCUGAUUGCCCCAGUGAUCAGUGGAUUCCUAGGAUGUUUGGAUGAGAUAAGUGCUCAGCUGCCCAACAGGCUUAGUCUACUUUCAGAGCUAGGGCUCAGGGGGGAACUAAGGAUAAGACUCAGUCUAGGGCAAAGUCAUGGCUCAGUCUAUGACCAGGGUCAGGACUCAGUGUGUGAGCAGGGUCGGAGUUCAGUAUGUGAGCAGGGUUGGAGUUCAGUGUAUGAGCAGGCUCAGGUCUCAGUGUGAGAGCAGGAUCAGGGCUCAGUGCAUGAGCAGGGUCAGGACACAGUGUGAGAGCAGGAUCAGGGCUCAGUGCAUGAGCAGGGUCAAGUCUCAGUGUGUGAGCAGGGUCAGGGCUCAGUGUGACUUUGGCCCUUCCAAUGAUUUUGUAAGCACCCACUACCCUGUAUUCAACCUGCUUCUGCUUAAGAUACAGUAGCUUCUGUUUUGUGCACCUAUCUGUGACUAAAAUACCAACUCUCAUUCAAGACUCAGUUCAAGUGUCACCAUCUUUGGGAAGCCUUCGACAAUUCCUCCAGGGUCCUUCUUCCCUCCUCUGGACUCCACAGCUCCUCAUAAAUUAAAUUUGUAUAAAUGUUCACCUCCCCUAGUGGAUUGUGACCUCUUCAUCCAACUACAGCACAGGCUCUAGCAUAAAGGAAGACCACAAAAAGAGACGAGCCAGAGGCCCUAGGCUGAGAGCAACUUCCUGAGCAUCAAGCCUUGAAAGCAGGCAGAGGCAAGCAGGCCCUGGGAAGGACAGGGAUCAGCCAGGGUGGGGUUCAGCCAGGAAAGCCUGGGAAGCAUCUUGUGACCUUAUGAAACACUCAGGCUCAGAGGAAAAGCAAAAAGUGUUUUCAGAUACAGAAGCAAGUCUGCAGGGAGCCACACGUGAAAGCAGCUCCCGGGCUGCUGCCUAGUCUGAGGCUUCAUGGCCCUGAAUCCAGUCAUGCAGAAACAAUGACAUGUGACAAAAGGGACAGCCUUGAUGCACAGGACAGUACAGAGGGUCAAAUCUAAAAAAACAACCGAUGAACGAAGGAUGAGUCUCCCUUGGUUGGGGACGGAAGAGGCAACAGGUAAAAGGUCCUCAGUCCGUGGCAGGCCCUGACUCCACCCCACUGGGACAGGAUAAGCUGUCCAGCCCCAGAACCCAGAAGGGCCGGCCCAUGCCUGUGUAUAAAUGGAGCAAGGAAACGGUUCCUUACAAGCGCCGGAUGCAUGCAACAAAUCAAAUCAGAACAAAUCAAAACAAAUCAAAGAAAACUUUGUGUGCCACCUUAGAUGAUGUGGCUCUGACAAGGGGAUGCAAUAAGGGACACAGUGGUGCAGAUGGCCACCUCCGUUGAUUGGCAGGCCAGGACUGAGGAGCAGAAUUGGAAAACCCAAAGAUUCUGCCCUGCCUGUGGUUGUUGCAGGUUGUGACGUGGGGCAGACUCCCUGUCCUCUCUGGGCCUCCGUCUCCUCCGUUUGUAUUGUAGGAACAGUAGACUCUGUGCUGAAGGACUUAGGGAAAUAAGGAAAACAAGAAGCCGUGCAAAGUGAGGGCUUAGGGAGGGCAGGGAAGUGGGAGAUGCAGAUCCUGGGCCUUGGCAGGGAAGAGGCUCCAGCUGGGAGGGAGACCUGGAAGGCCAAGGUGUCACUAAUGAGAUCCCAACAGACAGGGCUGGGCAUGGAUGAGCUUAGGGAAUCUGCCCUCCUCUGUCCCGGUGCUCAGCACACUUCAAAUUAAUAAUUAAAAUGCUUCCUGUCAGAUUCCAGCCUGACACGUAAUUAGAGCAGCUCCGGGCUUUAGGCAAUGGUGAUGAAAACAGUCCUUGUUAGAAAGAGACUUUCCUGGGCAUAAGCUGGGUGAGGAUGGAACCCUCCUCCUCCAAUUUCUCCAUCAGGGCCUCCCUUCCAUCUGCAUUCCAGAUAGAUAUGGACAAGGGCUUUCCUUCUACCCUGGGGAGGGGUGGGGUGUGAGGAGGAGCAUCCAUUUUCCCAGCUGCACCAGGAAGAGGUCGGAGAAGGUGCCAUCCCAGCUGACAAGAGAAGGCAGCACAGGGAUAUGUGCAAGAAGGAGGACAGGUGGGGCUCCUUGGAGUUUCAAAGGCCAGACGGGCAAAUCUCGGGACCAGCAGGAGAUCCGAAGUCCCACACAAGGUGGGACUAUUGUACCCCUUCCUACCAGCAACUGUUCAGGCCCCUCCCCACCAACCCAUGGCAACCCUUACGUCCUUCUAGAGCACAGCCCUUCCCAAAUCUAUCAACAAAGUGGGGCAUGGACCCAGGAGUCCCAGCUCCCAGCUGCUGGGCUUCUCAGUCCCGGAGAGGCAGAGCUUGGAGGUGCUGUCCAUGGUUCCAGAGAAACUUCCAGUUUUCAAGCUCCUCCUAUGUCAGGAGUUCUCCCACAGCCUUGGCCAGUCUCCCUACUACCUUGACCCCUUCCUCCAGGGUCCACUCCCUAAACCCUGUCAAACUGUCACACCUCCUCACCCACCACCAGGCCUGGCCCCCCAAGAGAGGGAAGGGAUCCUCAUUAAGGGAGAGCUCUCCGUGCCCACCCUGGGGCUUCACCUGAUGGGCCUGCCCUGAGGAGCUUGGGACUCAGAGCUUACGCCGAAGCUACCUAUGAGAAAAAGAAAAUCAUUUUAAAGCAAUGUUAUGUUACUUCAUUGAAGUUGCCUUCAUAAAUAUUUUAAAGGUGUUUAUUAGGAAAACUACAGGAGCAGAGAGGAGGCUGCUGAGGAGGCUGGGAGGAGAGAUCCCCAUAAGGCCUCAGCUGCCACCACUGCCCCCAGUGAAACAUCUGCUCCCUCAGAAGGGCUGGCCCUGUGGGGGCUGCAAAGAGGAGAAGGCCACUUUGUUGGGCUGCCCCACCCCUUGCAGGAGGUGGCUGCUCAGAUACCAUGUUCCUGUCCUUGGAUUGAACCCCAUAUAACAGAGUCCUACGGACUUGGCAUUGAGCUAUGGGCAGGGCCCGCCUCAGAGGUUUGCUCCCAGUUGCUGGGCAAUUGCUCUCCUACUCUGAGCUCAGUGGUGCAGGGGAGAAGAGGCCAGAAGUUCUGUUCCUGGGCAUUCUGUGUUUCCAGAUCUGUGGAUGCUGUCCUUUGCUCUCUUCUCCAUACUCCCUCAUCUACUCUUCCCUCCCCUCCCCCACACCCAUCCAGGGCCACAUCAGACCAGGAGCAGCAGAGCCAGAGCAGGUGCACAGGGCCAGACAACCAUCCCCAGGAGCAUCUCAGCCUUCCUCACCUGCUCCAACAGGCGGGGAGAGCCCCAUCUGGGGCCUGGGGAGGGAGUAUGAAUGGUGUCUGCCUGCUGCCCCAUCAUCCCUCCGAUGGGGGUGAGGCAGGGACAGAGACACCAUGGCUGCCUCUGAUGCAGCUCCUUUCCUUGGGAAAGAGCUUCUUUCUCUUCCCCAAGCUAAAGCCAACAAGCCAAUUAAAGCCUGAGAAAGCAGAAUCAAUCUGCAGGCCGAGGGAUUACACUGAUCUGCAGUGCUGGUACCCAGGGGGCCAUGGCUGCUUCCGCCUUGUACAUAGGGCUCCUUCAACUGCCAUCUUCAGCUGAGCAAUGAGCAAUCCUCCUGCCCAUGCUUCCAUCCUCCUCUGCACCCCCACACUCUGUCAGUCUGACAGUUCCCUCUCUAUUGGUCUCAGGUCAAAUCUCUCUCCUUUGUCCUGGGCUGCGCCGGAUGCCAUCUGCUCAGACCCAUUCAUUCACGUUGCGUAAGUGCAGAUGAGGUGGCCCCAUGGAGCCUCUGUCCUUUGGACGACCUCUCUCCAUCUCAUUCAACCAGGGAAGGCGGGUAGUGCUCUUCACCCCAUUUUACAGAUGCGGCCUGCAAGGACACAGUGCCAGCUCCCCAAGGGUUAGCAGGUAGCGUUCCCCACACAGAGCGUGGGAGUCAGCAAAUGGAGCUUAGGAAAUGUUCUCCGGUAAAUAAAAAAAAAGAAUGACUUACAAUUACCAUAUCAAUUGUUUCUGGGUAAACAGGGGCUUCUAAGAGAUUUUUUAAAUAGAUUAUUCCUUUAAAUUGGUUAAGCACCCCUUGGCAGCCUAAUUUACAUUAUUCAUUCUCUGAGAAAUCCUUUUUUUCACAAAUAGCGCGACGUAAACUUCAACCUCAGUCCUUUCCACCCAGCGACUGCAUUACUGUGGUUUGGGAACUUCCCUGCCUGCAACGUACUGCCCUGUGCCUUGGGCUGGGCGGGGAAUCCAGACCUGCUCGGAGGAGGAGACGGACUCCCAGAGGACAGUGAAGGAGCCAGCGCUUUAUCGUGGCUGUGAAACGCCCUGAGGUGCAGUCAGAGAUCUGCGGGAAUCACGGGAGGGGGCGUGUUAGAUUUGCACAGGCAGAGGAGAGAGAGGGCAGAUCCUGUGGGGGAAGAGCUUAAGCAAAGGCUCGUAAACGGGAUUGAAUGUGGCACGUGCAACUUCUGCCCCCUUCUCCCUGGUCACCCAUCCUCCAGACAGAGCAGAACGCACUCCUCUCUCAGCACUGCAGAGCCCAUCCCACAAAUGCCCUCGGUCCAGAAUCCCUGCCGCCAGCAUUUUCUUGUCGCUCUGACCCAGAUCCUCCCAGCUGCAGUGGACGGGCAGGCAAACACUCAGAAGGGCAGCAUGGAUAGAGACGCCAAGGAAAUCAGUACCCUGGCCGUGUCACCAAGGCCCUCAGCGUAGUCACCCAAGGAGGCUGAGCUCCCUCUGCAACUGGCCAGCUUCAGGUUUCCAGAAUGUUCACUGAAGUUGCCCUCAAUGAACACAUGGACUUCAAAGUAAUUAUAAAAGCUAUAGGAACAAAGAGUAGUGUGUUCAUUCAUUAGCAGCAACUACACUAAAUUAUCUUAACAAGUAAGGCAAAAUGUCAGUUCAGUGGCUGCCAGAGACGUUUAUCAGUCCUUCCUCCCAACACCCCACAAGUGGGAGCCACAUUCUGCAGGAAGUGUUUUGGAGAAGAUGUUGAAACGUAAGAGACAGGAAGGGAGUAGAAUAGGGUUCAGACCAGGACCCAGGGAGCCUGAUGGCCUGUGAAUGAUGCCACUAGGUAGGUAGACUCCUGAUAGGGAAGUUUUGAGACUGGGGAAGGACAAGAGGCCAGAGGCCCUGCAGGAGGGCAGUGGGGGCAGUGGGAGAGGAGAGAUGCUGUGUACUUGUCACUCUGGAUACCGCAGCUCCGCAGUAUAGUAGAGGCCCCAGGAUAUCCUGGGUCGGAGGCCAUUUUGAGGUUGGGGUGGGAGGGGCACGGGAAGCAGGAUGAUGAGAAAGUUGCUUCCGUGAGCCUGGCACACACGCAUAGACUGACGGCUGCAGGGAGCAGGACAGAUGGUCCUUCCUUCUGUGGGGAACACGAUGCUGGAGGGAGGGAGGGAGGCAGCCAGAACCAGCCACGUGACUGCACAUCUGGAGGCCUGGGGACGACAAGGAAGAGAGACGGGGAGAAAGGGAGGCAGUGGGAGGAGGAGGGGGGAGGGUCCCCCAUUUCCUGUACUGAGCGGUCAUGCGCAGCGCCCCAUCCUUCCUCACUCCACCAGAGCCUGGGCACCUGGGUCUGACCAAGGGCAGGAACUCAGGGUUCCUGCUCUCCCCCGGGCCCACAAUAGAGGGAACAGGACCCCCUCUUCUCAGCACUAAACAUGAUCCCUUCCCUCAGCCUUCCUGCAUCUGUAUUUUCUGUGCUUCCUUUAGUGAGAAAACAAACACCUCUUGGUCUGAUUCAUGGUCAUUCAGACAGCUGACUUGUCUCAGGUGCCUGGUCUCAAAGGUUUCUGCUCAGGGUUCUCCCUCUGAAUCCUAUUUUGCAUAACUUGUAAGCCAAGCCAGAACCCCGGGGGUAUACACAUGAAAUAUGUAGCAAUGAUCUCCACCAACCGCACCCGAACUUCUAGGGAUGGAAGCCUGGCACCAGUAUUAUUAGAAAUCUCUUAAGUGAUUCUAAUGUGCAGCCAGGGCUAAGAACCACCGGACGAAUGGGAUCAGGAGGAACAUAGCGCUCAGGAUCAAGGAGAUGAGAGGCUGUUCUAUUAUGAGCUGAAACAUGAUCCACACCAGGGCCUCAAUUUGAAAGUGACAAGGAUGAAACGCGUCCAGAGGAGGGCAGUGGAGGUGGAGAAAUCACAUCGGCUGAGCGAGGUUGAGGGGAGGGAGCUAUUUUGCUGCUCAGAUGCUGGCGAAAGGCUGGGGGCAAAGGUCACAGACUCUGUCUGAGCGCUAGAAUGUAUCUGCCCACGAGAUCCAGGGUUUCCUGGGUCUCACAAGCACCACCUCAUUAGUGGUGAUAGUGUCACCAUAAUUACCUGGAGUUGGUGGAGCCAAAGAGCGGGUUAUGAACACCCUCAGACACAAGUGCAGGAGAUUUAACUUGUCCUGAGGCACCUGCAUCCGAGAGGCGCUGGUGAACCUCCACCAUCCAUUAUGGUCAGGUGUUCGGGGGAGGAUGCAGCGCUCAGCACAGCCCUCGAGCUCCCACCCCAUCCAGCAGGAGGCAGACACACUCACCUCCAGGACUGGGCUCCGUGAAGCCAGCUCCUGGGGAACUGAGGCAGCGGGCCACAAGGCAGAUGGUGAAGGGGAAGGUGGUGCAGAGAGGGUAGGGGGGUGGAUGAGCACAGGCCCCAUGCACUGCUGAGUCAGGCUCCACCCCUGAGGUCCUGAGAGCCCUGCGGCAGGGAGAAUUUCCAGCGCAGUUCCUGCCCUGUUCAGAAUCCAUUCGCUAGUGGCCCUAAGUGUUCUUUGCUCGCACAUUCUUGCUGCCACAGGGCCUAGCUAAAAAGGUAGCCCAAACAAUUGACAACUCUACCAUCAUUUAAAAUGCUCAGGCCUAUGACCUCGAGAUCUCACUUCUGGAGCUGCAUAUGGCAGGAACCCAAGCACAAGGCUGCGUUAUUUGUAUCCAACUGCAGGAACUGGCCAAAUAUAUUGUAAAACAGCACACUGUGGAUAGUAGAUAGCCAUUUGAAAAGAAUGAGAGAGGUCUUUGCAAGAAGCUAGACACAAAAUAGCGUAUACUGGAGGAUUCCAUUUAUAUGAAGUUCAAGAAGAAAAUAAAUCCAUGGUGAAAGCAGCCAGAAUUGUAUCUCUGGGUGGGGCUGUUAACUGGGAAACAGCACAAGGGAACUUUCCGGAUUCUGAAAGUGCAAAAAUACAUGGAGCCAUACACUGAAGAUUAGCAUCUUUUAAACACUAGAUGUAUGUCAUACCUCAAUAUAAGAAGUAAAGAAAGAGGAGGCCGGAAUUCUAGAACUGACUGGGGAAAAUGAUAAAAACAAAAAAAGUGGCAGAACAACAUAUAUGAUUUCAUUUUUGUAAAUGUGUAAGUUAGCCUGGAAGGAUAGCGAACCCUUCAUAGUGCUUCCCUGAGUGGGGGCUGGAGGUAAGGAUAACCACUUUAUACAUUUCUGUACUGUUUGCAUUUGUAGUGCUUGAAUCUGCUGCUCCCCUCACAGCCCCACUUUCCGGUGCCUCCCUUCAUGCCAGCCUUGGGCUUCUCUGUGAGGGCCCUACUCUCGGAGGCCUGGGUUUUGACUACUUGGGGCAAACUUUGGCUUCACAUCUCAGUUUAAGCCUUGGGCUUUGCAUCAGGAUCUUUGGACAGUGCUGGCUCAGGAUCUGCCAGGGUCUCCACUUACUGGCCCCCAAGCACCAGCAUCCCACUCAGCAACCACCUCCUGAGACAAGCAAGAUCCGGUGCCUCCCUGAACAGACCCCAUGGAAGGCUCCAUUCCUGCCUGUGAGCGGAAGCAGAGGGCUCUGAGAGGAAAGAGCAGGGAGAGAAGGGCAGGACGACUCAGGGACCCAGCCGUACGUUUUCAACCCCCGCCCCACCCCGAGUCUCCCCACACUGAGUGGUCAGAUCCACUAAUUGGUCUUCACGGCCCUGGUUACAAAUGGUCCUGGGGGUGAAUUCUGGUCAUACCUCGGGCCAGGCAAAUGAACCGUUGCUCUGUCUGCUCUUUAAUAUGGAUGUGACACCUGCAGGCUACAGCUUGUGGCACCGUGAGAAUUAUUUCUCCAUUAAAAUGCAGGAGUUGGAGCUUUGCCCAGGAAGGGCAGCUAAAAAUACUGCUCUCUGGGGUACUUGUCACCAGGAAACUUAAAGGCCACCUUCCUCACCCCUCAGUCCCCGGGCAAGUCCCACACCUGCUGGGUCCGUCCCGUGAGCACUUGAGAAAGCAAUGUGUCUGGGCCUUACCCCAGCCCUGUCAGAAAGAAAAAGCACCAGUUACCGUGCCUGUUUUACAGGUGGGCAAACUGAGGUUCAGACAGCUUGCUCUAGGUCACUGCUCUCGCUCCAUCUACAAAAUCACCUAGGGAGCAAGGCUGUGUGGCCCCCACUGCAGGGAAGGAGAUAACCCUUCCUGUGUGCCCAGUACUUUAUAGUUUGCAGUAUCUUCUUACCUACUGCCCUGUCACCCCUCACACACUCCUGUGAAACAAGAACUACUUUUGUCCCCACCUCACGGGUAGGGUUAAAGCCCAGUGAUGUGGGCAACACACUCAAGGGCACGGGGAUAAGGGGCGAAGGCAGAGCCCAGGUACAAGUCUUUAGAUGCUAAAACCCACCCAGAGCUCCAGUGGUGGGACUUCAAGCAAGGUGGCCAGCCUCACACCCAGGCUGCGGACUCUACCACACAUGCUCCAGUGUGUGAAGGAUGCCACACCCCUUUCAGAGGAUGCAUCACCCUACUUAACAGAUACGGAAAUGAGGGUUCGGAGGACAGAGGACUUGACCACAAGUUAAUAGCAGAACCAGAACAAAAGUUCAUUGUCCCGGCCCCCAGGCCUGCGGAGCUCCCAGACUGACCGGCUGGCCAGGUGCUGAGACCCCGCCGCCCAGGGGCAGUGAGCACAGUGCACUCUGAAGGCACCCACAUGCCUAGACCCCGUUCUCUGGAAGCAUGUUUGCCUGCCCCAUUCACCCCCUCUUCUCAGUCUUUGGAGGUGGAAGGUGGUGAAACCCUCAGGCCCAUUUUUCAUAUAAAAGCAAGGUCCAGAGAAGCUAAAUGCCCUGCUCAGGGUCCUAGGGCAGAACGAGGCCCUGGGCCUGGACCUCUGACUCAGAACUAGCGCCCAUUCCACUGGGUCAGCCAAGAACAGCACGCAGAGCGCCUUUGCCGGCCUCAGCUUCUCCAUCUGUAAUAUGGGGGCCUUGGGGGAGGCCCUAAACAAGCCUAGCGCCUGGGUCUCCCGGGACAGAGAAACUAGUUGAUGCUCCCAGGAGUAGGUGGAGCCCCACACAGUGACCAAAGGGCCUGGCUUUCUGGACAGCAAACUUCACUUUACCAAGAGGGAAACUGAGGCCAGGGAGGGGCCACAUGGCCCCAGAGACCCAGUGAUUUAGGGACAGCGAGAGGAAGGAGAUCCAGCCUCAAACGUCCAGGGAGGAAUCCUUCCUGCCGAGUCCUGAUGCCCGGCCUGCUUCUACACACUUUGCAGAGAAAAACUUUCUACGAAGGCAUUUAUUUUUCCCAAAAUACACCCCCAGUUAACAAAAUUCCUCAGAGCCCCACAUUUUAAAUUAGAAAUCCCCACGUCUUCCAUUCCUGGAGAAGGGAGAUAUGUCGGCGAAAACACCAGAACAUCCGAAGUUUACUCUGCCGGAGGCUGGGGGCCGGCCAGAGACAAGCCCCACAGUAGCACAGCAGGGACGGGUGGCUGUGUCCCCGCCCCAGGCUCCCGCCAAGGAGGAGAGGCACCAGGUUUCCCCUAGGCUUCAGCUCUCCAGGUCUCCUGGGCCUUGGCUGCCUGCUAAGCUGCUCACGCCUGGAAAGACACUGUGGAAACCAUCAGAUCCUUCAGUGGCGGCGAGAGGUUCCAUCCCUCUCUCCAGGUUCCUGUCCCCGCCUUCCACUCCGGGUGAGGGCUAAGGAUGGCUCGGGGGUGAGGUAUCCAGGGAGCUGUGGGCACAGAGUACAGGAGGGAGCAAGGCAGGACGCCCCUCAUGAACCGCUGUUUCCGCACGAGUUUCCCAGCUGCAGGUCCAGCUGCUGGAGGGAGGGGCUUGUCUUCUCACGCAGGGACACCGGACACAGGGCUGAUGCACCAUGCAUGCUCAUGAACAUUACUUGAAUGGACAAAUAAAA